This is a messenger RNA of Harmonia axyridis, 1518 nucleotides long. Its product is annotated as probable serine hydrolase. Lineage: Eukaryota; Metazoa; Arthropoda; Insecta; Coleoptera; Coccinellidae. The record is from RefSeq and is a predicted model, not a curated record. The transcript has 2 exons. Bases 146 to 1186 code for a protein of 346 amino acids.
ACUAUGUCAAACAAUAUCUUAAACCAGAGGUAAGAAGGUGGUAAUUUAUAUGAGAAAUAUUUUUUCUUUAAAAUUCCCUAUAGUUAUACUAAUUCGUUUUUCAAUUCAUUAAAUUAACCUAUCUUACCGUUACUGAGCAGUGAGCAUGUUAUCUGUGCUACGAAAUUCCUUCAUUAUCAAACGCAGCGUACAUAGUUUUGCUAGAAAAUCUUUUAAAGAGAUUAGUAUUCCAGUUCCCUGGGGAAAAAUUGCUGGAAAAUGGUAUGGCUCUACAAACAUAAAGCCAAUAUUAUGCUUACAUGGAAUUCAGGACAACUGUGGAAGUUUUGAACCGCUUAUCUCUUUUUUGGAUAAAGAUGAAAAGUCAAGUUUUCUUGCCAUAGACUUCCCAGGUCAUGGUUAUUCCUCACCGUAUCCUGGAGGGACAUUCUACCAUUUUUUUACUUUUCUAAUAGUUGUAAAGAGGAUAGCUGACUAUUUUCAAUGGCCAAAUGUUUCUCUUAUGGGACAUUCUUUAGGUGCGAUAUCUGCAUUCACCUUUUCUCUUUUGUAUCCUGAGAAAGUGAAAUUUCUCAUUUGCAUUGAUGCUUUGCAUCCCUUCGAAACAACAGUAACAGCAGAAACUUUGAGAAAAAGCAUAGAUCUAUUUGUGAAAUACGAUGAUUUGAAAUUAUUAGAGAAUGAAAGUAUUGCAUAUACUCUGGAAGAGGCAAUUGAAAAAAUUAGAAUUGGUUAUAACAAUGCUAUCAAACUUGAAAAAAUACCUAUUUUGUUAGAACGGAACCUUGCUCCUUCUAAAAAGUAUCCAGGAAAGUAUUAUUUUAAUAGGGACCCUAAAUUGAAAAUGAAAGUUAUGUGUGAUUAUCCUCACGAACAAGUUAUUAAAGAUGCGUCAGUAAUAACUCGACCUGUUUUUGUUUGUAAAGCAAAACAUAAUGUUUAUUAUGGCCCUAAAGACCAUUUCCAUAGCGUGUUAGAUGUCCUGAAGAAAAGUAGUGAAGAUUGUGAUUUUCACUUUGUGGAUGGAACCCAUUAUUUACAUUUGAAUGAUCCAGAUGUUGUUGGUGCUCAUAUUAAAACAUUUUUGAACAAACAUCAUGUAAUAGAAGAUAGUAAUUUAAAUGGAACUUCUCUCUUUUGUGAAUCUCAACCUAGUCCUUUAGAAAUGUUCACCGAAAAUUCUUAACUAGUAUUUAUAAAAUGCUUUUUAAACCUCUUAAAAUUUAAUACAUGAGUAUUAAAUACUAUUCAAGAUGACCUGAAAGUAUUAAGAGAAUAAUGUAUUGAAUUUUAUUGUUAUAUUUUAUAUUGUUACCAAAAAUUCUCUACACAUAGGAAACUAUUUUUGUACGAACUAUCUAGUCUUUAUAAAAUAGGGAAUUUUAUUAUGUUUGUAAUUAUUUAAUGGAUGUUUGUGUAAUUAAAGUUAUCAUAAACCUUGUACGAAAAACAGAGCUAAUCCUCAUGGAUUGAGUAUUUUUCAAUAAAUUUUCAACUAAGUUGAACGAUUUUUUUCCA